Molecule: messenger RNA, 1672 nt
Organism: Drosophila obscura
Lineage: Eukaryota; Metazoa; Arthropoda; Insecta; Diptera; Drosophilidae
Gene: LS2
Product: splicing factor U2AF 50 kDa subunit
Biological process (GO): mRNA processing
Cellular component (GO): commitment complex; nucleus; nuclear speck
Molecular function (GO): poly-pyrimidine tract binding; pre-mRNA 3'-splice site binding
Source: RefSeq, a predicted model, not a curated record
UUGCAACCCUGUCUUCUCUCUCUGCUCUCUCUAUGUAGAAAAGUGCUUAUCAUUGCGAAAGCUGUCAAACGCAAGAAAGAAAGCAAAAAGUCCUGUGGUUUACCAGCGCAUUAAGAGAAACAAACAGAGAGUGGGGAGAGAGCGAAAUAUCAAUGGGUGGUGGUCGGAAAAGUGAAAAGCGCCUGUCGCGUAAAAAUCGCAGUGGAAGUAAGCCGAAAAAUACGGUUUCCUGCUAUACGCGUCCUCGGUCCAGAAAUCGUUCACGCUCCAAAGAUCGCUCACGCUCCCGUUCCCGCUCUCGUUCCCGCUCCCGCUACCAUUCCAAUCGUUCAGCUGCCAUUUUUCAGAACAAGUCAACAAAACGCCGUCGCGGCACCAGCCUGUGGGAUGUGCCGCCCGUGGGCUAUGCCCAUGUGACGCCAAUGCAAUACAAGGCCAUGCAGGCCAGCGGUCAGAUCUCGGCGCGCAUUUUGUCGGACACACAGCCGUCAGCGGACACGGCGGCCAUUGCAAUGGUGACGCGACAGGCGCGACGCCUCUACGUGGGCAACAUCCCAUUUGGCGUCACCGAGGAGGAGAUGAUGGCGUUCUUCAAUCAGCAGUUCCUGCUGGUCGGCGACGACUGCGGCGGGGAGCUCACUCUCGAUGGCAAGGCGGUGCUGUCGUGCCAGGCGAAUCUGGACAAGAAUUUUGCCUUCGUCGAGUUCCGUUCGAUGCAGGAGGCCACGCUGGCGACCAACUUUGAUGGCAUCUCGUUCCGUGGACAGGUGUUGAAGAUACGACGGCCACACGACUACCAUCCGGUUGGUAAUGCUGGCAUUGGCGUUGGCAUCGAUGCCAUGCGAGGCUGUGCCUCGUCGGCAUCAUUUCUGGUUGGAAAAUCGCUGCUCUCUGUGGCCACUACCGUUCCAGGUGCACUGAGCAGCCAGGCAGUGCCAAAUCUCGUUCCCGAUUCGCCGCACAAGAUCUACAUUGGGGGUUUGCCCAACCUGCUGAACGAGGCACAGAUCAAGGAGCUGCUGCUGUCCUUUGGCCUGUUGCGUGGCUUUAAUCUGGUCAAGGACCCCAGCACGAGCCUCAGCAAGGGAUACGCCUUCUUCGAGUACAUCGAUCCAUCGCUCACGGAGCAGGUCAUUGCCAGCCUCAAUGGCAUGCAGCUGGGGGAUCGCCGCCUCAUCGUUCAGCGCUCCAUUCCCGGCGGUCGCUACUCGAGCACCCAGCAGAUUCCCAUUCAAGUGCCUGGCAUAGUGGCGACAUCCUUCGCAGCAGCCACCACGGGACUGAACAAUGCCACCCAAGUGCUGUGCCUCCUCAAUAUGGUGCUGCCGGAGGAGCUGUUGGACAGCGAGGAGUACGAGGACAUACGCACCGACAUCGAGCAGGAGUGCAGCAAAUACGGCGAGGUUCUUAGUCUCAAGAUACCACGGCCCCACGGUGUGAGCGUAGACGGAGGCGCAGGCACUGGCACUCCGCCCAAAGGCUGUGGCAAGGUGUAUGUCCAUUUCAGCACCAUCGAGGAUAGCGAAAAGGCUCUGGGUGCCCUGAGUGGCCGCAAAUUUAGCGGCCGCAUUGUCAUUGGUUCAUUUUUCGAUCGGGACAAAUAUCUGUCAGAUGAUUUUUGAUUUUUCAUUAGAGUUUGCUUUUUGCAAUUUUUAAUUUAAUAUAAUAAAUA